Hemibagrus wyckioides is the source of this 1931-nucleotide messenger RNA. RefSeq names its product cyclin A2 (gene ccna2). Lineage: Eukaryota; Metazoa; Chordata; Actinopteri; Siluriformes; Bagridae. The transcript has 9 exons. Gene Ontology annotation, biological process: regulation of cyclin-dependent protein serine/threonine kinase activity; mitotic cell cycle phase transition. Gene Ontology annotation, molecular function: cyclin-dependent protein serine/threonine kinase regulator activity. Gene Ontology annotation, cellular component: nucleus; cytoplasm; cyclin A2-CDK2 complex. Bases 268 to 1551 code for a protein of 427 amino acids. The record is from RefSeq and is a predicted model, not a curated record.
CUACUUGAACUGAGAAAGUAACAAUAAUCUUGCACCGGAGCUGAAGAAGCGGCCAGGUUGUGUCGGGAGAUCUGAACCUUUUUUAUUAUUUUCAUUUCCAUGGCUGCUUAGUUUUCCAGAUUAUGGCGCCCUUUUAUUAAGCUUGACUCAAUUCCUUUAUUGUUUUGAUUUAAUUUGGCUUUAUUUUCAAAAGCGCUGCACUUUCCAGUUAGUUCUCUCCGGCUUAGCAACAGCGACUUCACGCCUAGUAUUUCUUCUUUUGCAAAGAUGUCUGCACAAGGAAACGCGCUCGAUGGAGCCGAAGCGGUUUACCAGGAAAAUCAAGAAAACAUGCCUGCACGGUUAAGAGGAGCGAAUAAAAGCAGGCUGGAGAAUCAGGAGAACAUGAACGCUAACAGACCGAACACCAGGACCGUCCUGGGGGCUUUGGUGAACAACCCACGCCGACAGCCCGCCGCGCGAGGCUUAAAACAGGGCUCAGCACUCCAAGCCUGUAAAUCGGAAGACUGCAGCAAAAGCUAUGUCGAGAAGCCCGCAGCCAAACAACCUGCUUUUCAGAUUCACAUUGACGAACCUGAUGGCGCCUGCUCCAAAAUACAAGCGUCGGCCAAACAAGCCACCGUGGACGCCUCUCCGUUAACUCUGAACCCCAGAGUAACACGGCUCAGGCAGCCUCUCGCUACUAUUGACCUGCCCAUGGAGCUCAGUUUUGUAGAUUCUCCCAUGGACAUGUCGAUAGUCGAAGGUGAGGAGAGGAAUGUGAAUGUCAAUGAAGUUCCUGAUUACGCUGCUGAAAUCCACACACACUUGCGGGAGAUGGAGGUUAAGUGUAGGCCGAAGGCAGGCUACAUGAGGAAGCAGCCCGAUAUCACAAACAGCAUGCGUGCCAUCCUGGUGGACUGGCUAGUGGAAGUCGGCGAGGAGUACAAGCUCCAGAACGAGACGCUGUACCUGGCUGUGAACUACAUCGACCGCUUCCUGUCCUCCAUGUCAGUCCUGAGAGGGAAGCUGCAGCUGGUCGGGACAGCAGCCAUGCUCUUGGCUUCGAAGUUUGAAGAGAUCUACCCCCCAGAGGUGGCCGAGUUUGUCUACAUCACGGACGACACCUACACAAAGAAGCAAGUGUUAAGAAUGGAGCAUCUGGUGCUAAAGGUGCUGUCUUUUGAUCUGGCUGCACCAACAAUUGUCCAGUUUCUCACUCAGUACUUCCUCAGGCAGCGAGUCUGCAACAAAGUGGAGAGCUUGUCCAUGUUUCUCGGAGAGCUGAGUUUAGUGGAUGCAGACCCCUUCCUGAAGUACCUUCCGUCUCAAAUAGCUGCUGCCGCCUUUAUUUUGGCAAACUACACCAUUGCAGGGACUUCCUGGUCUAAAGCUAUGGCCGAGGCGACUGGCUACACUUUGGAAGACCUCAUGCCAUGCAUCCGAGAUCUCCAUCAGACCUACCUCGGUGCUGCUCAGCACGCACAGCAGUCAGUCAGAGAGAAAUACAAGGGCUCAAAAUACCAAGAGGUUUCUCUCAUUGAACCCCCACAGACGCUGAUACUGAAUUAACCCUGACUUGUACUUUAUUUUUAUUUUUUAUUUUUUUUUCACCUCCUCUUCCCCCUCACAAAUUCCAGACUCUAACCGGAAUUGUCUAGUCCUCCCGUUGCACAAACAUGUAACUGCAAUAACGGACACCGUAGCCUUCGUGUGUGUGGAGGAUGUGGUGACAUUAGCAUGUUGUGUAUAUUUUAUGGUCAGUCCUGAAGGACUGCUUUGUUUUUAUGCUUAAUGCAUCAGAUAUUUUGUACAGUAGGUAAUUGUUUAAAAGGUUUUUUUAAUUCAUUUUUUUUAAUGAAAGUAACUAAAGUGGUUUUCUUUACAAUUUCAACAGUGAUGUUGUUGUUUAUUUUUUUCUCCCAACCUGACAUCUUAAUAAACCACUGGUU